GGCGAUUUCAUCUCACAUUCCGCAUCGGCACAUCGCCCCUAGCUGGUUGCUGCUAUCCUCUGCUUGUACUCUAGCUUUCUUCUUUCUUCUGCUGUACUACUAUACAACAUCUGAACCACCCACGUCACUCUCUACGUCCCUGAUACUGCUUACGGUGCAAUGUAUGUUGCUCGAUCUGCCACCCGGGCAGCGCCCGCUGUCUUCAGGGCAGGCAUGAGGACCGCUGGACGACCUUAUCACCGCCCCAUGCCCAAGAAUGUGUCUGCCAUCGCCAUUUUGCUCCCACACCGAAGCUUCCAGACUGAAACAUCGCAAACAAGCACACAAGGAGGCAACUACCCUCCGCCAGGCUUCAACCCCAACCAAGCGAGCAAACCAACCCCCAAGAAGGAGCAGGAAGCCAUCCAACAGAAGAUCGCUACACCUCUCGAGAAAGACACCAUCGUUCCCAAGACCGGGCCUACCGCCAACCCCAAGACCGUCGCUCAGGAUGCGCAAACUAUGACCGAACUCGCUUCCGAGAAGGCAAAUGCGGAGACCGAUGCUGAGAAGAAGGCGGUUGCAAAGAAGGAGGAGAGCAAGAAGAAGCUCACAAUCUGGGAGAAAGUGAAGCACGAAGCGACGCACUACUGGGACGGCACCAAGCUGCUUGGUUUUGAGAUCAAGAUCAGCACAAAGCUCGCCCUGAAGAUGGCUGCAGGCUAUGAGCUCACAAGGCGUGAACGACGACAGCUGCAACGUACCGUGCAGGAUCUGGGGCGGCUGAUCCCUUUCUUGCCCUUCGUUAUCGUUCCCUUCGCCGAGCUGUUGCUCCCCGUUGCCCUGAAGCUGUUCCCCAAUAUGCUUCCCAGCACAUACGAGGGCCAGUCCUCGAAAGAUGCUAAGGCCAAGCGUCUGCGGUCGACAAGAAAGGAAGUCAGCGAGUUUCUGCGCUCAACGCUGAAGGAGACUGGACUGCCCAUCUCUGCAGAGAACGCGCAGAGGGCAGAGUUUGCCGAGUUCUUCCGCAAGGUCCGAACUACUGGCGAGAAGCCUACCCCAGAGGAAAUUGUCAAGGUCUGUAAGAUCUUCAAGGACGACCUGACCCUCGACAACUUGUCCCGACCACAGCUUGUUUCUAUCUGCCGCUACAUGAACAUCACCUCCUUUGGUACCGACAACUUUCUGCGCUACCAGGUCCGUGUCCGCAUGAGGCAGAUCAAGCGUGACGACAGGGCAAUCGCAUACGAAGGUGUUGACUCGCUUUCUGUUCCGGAACUCCAGACUGCCUGCGCAAGCCGUGGUCUCCGCACAUACGGUGUUUCUCCUGGCCGUCUCCGGGACGACCUCCAGACCUGGCUCGACCUUCGUCUCAAGCACGGUGUUCCCUCUACCAUUCUUGUCCUUUCGAACGCUUUCGUCUAUGUCCAGGGUAAGGAGGCAGAUGCCACAUCGCAAAUCGACGCACUCGAGGCUGUUCUGUCCAGUAUUCCCGAGGAGCUGUAUCACGAGAUCGAGCUCGAGGUCAGCACCACCGAGGGCGCGGCCACCAACAAGCAGCGUCUGGAAGUCCUCAAGGAGCAACAAGAGCUUAUCGAAGAGGAGAAUGAGCAGACACAAUCCCAUGAAGACAAGGUCAACGCUUCGCCCAAGGACCACGAGGACAUCGAUGAGGACGACAAGCCAAAGAAGGUCGAGGCAAAGGCUGCAGCAGAGGAGAGCAAUGAGGCUGAAGCCAGCAGUGGCGAUUCAAACGCCACCGAGGGGAGUGCCGAGCGCGCAGAGCAGGACGAGCGCGCAAGGAAGGACGAGAUGCCAGCAGGCAAGGAGGAGAAGGCUGCUGAGACACCGAAGAAGGAGUAGAGAAACCAUGACUUCCUUUCUCUACUAUGUGUGAUUAGAACAAACUCCAUUCAAAAAGUCUUUCAGGACUUGGAUAUGGAUAUAGAAAAUACCCAUUAAUCCGCCUUAAGCGGAACGCAUAGACUGUACAUAUACACACUACAACAAACACAAAUCCUCAAACAUGAUAGCAUAUUGCUAAGGGUAUCAUAGCGCCGUAGCAAUCAAUGCACAACACC
Macroventuria anomochaeta is the source of this 2060-nucleotide messenger RNA. RefSeq names its product LETM1-domain-containing protein. The coding region runs from base 160 to 1842 and encodes 560 amino acids. Gene Ontology annotation, biological process: intracellular monoatomic cation homeostasis. Lineage: Eukaryota; Fungi; Ascomycota; Dothideomycetes; Pleosporales; Didymellaceae. The record is from RefSeq and is a predicted model, not a curated record. The transcript has 3 exons. Gene Ontology annotation, molecular function: ribosome binding. Gene Ontology annotation, cellular component: mitochondrial inner membrane.